This is a messenger RNA of Meleagris gallopavo (turkey), 1072 nucleotides long. RefSeq names its product G protein subunit gamma 13 (gene GNG13). Gene Ontology annotation, cellular component: heterotrimeric G-protein complex. Gene Ontology annotation, biological process: sensory perception of taste; phospholipase C-activating G protein-coupled receptor signaling pathway. Gene Ontology annotation, molecular function: G-protein beta-subunit binding. NCBI's taxonomy places the organism in Eukaryota, Metazoa, Chordata, Aves, Galliformes, Phasianidae. The record is from RefSeq and is a predicted model, not a curated record.
CAAUUAGAUCUAGGCAGGGAUGUGAUUGCAGGGAUGCAGGAAGGGCUGUUGGUGGGGAUUCAGACAGGAGCAGCCCUCCUGGGGUGCCGCUGUGUCCCACCACUUUUCUCCGCGCGUCCCCAAGGGACCCACCCGCCCCUAACAGCCCCAUUUCGGCAAUACGGCCUCCGCAGCCCCGGUACCAACACGCUGCCUCUCCAUCCCCGCGGUGCUCACGUUCCAGCGGAGCCAAAUCCCCCGGGAGCUGCGGAGGGGGGAGGACGCUCUCAUUAUCCGGCUCUUGCCGUGUCGGAGGCAGCUGGACCGGCCGUGCAUUAAUAGAUUACACAGAGGAUUUGGGCUCGCUGACAGCAGCGAGGGCAGCGCUAGCAGGAGGCGAGGCCAGCCCGGCUUGCUGAGCCGCGGGGACAGACGCAGCCCCGCGCCCUCUGCCACCUUUUCCAGCCGAGCCUCCACCGAGCACCAGCGCCAUGGAUGAGUGGGACCUGCCCCAGUGGAAGAAGGAGGUGGAGAGCCUGAAGUACCAGCUGGCCUACAAGCGGGAGAUGUCCUCCAAAACGAUACCUGAGUUUGUGAAGUGGAUAGAGGAUGGCAUCCCUGAAGACCCCUUCCUGAACCCGGAGCUGAUGAAGAACAACCCCUGGGUGGAGAAAGGGAAGUGCAGCAUCCUCUGAGGGAAGGUGCUGUGCAUUAACAUUGAAUGUACACUUUUUUAUUAGCUAGCUUCCUAAUAUGACUAACUGAAACACCCGACCCUCAUCUCGUCUUAUUAUUUUAGUAGUAGAAGUGUUUGGUUUCAUAGGGGGCAGCUGGGGAGGCAUACGUGGGGUGAAUGCAUUGGAGAUGGCAACAGCAAAGGUUCCCUGGAGCAGGGGGGGCUGCCCCUUGUCCUACCCCUUCUGUACCCAUGAGCAAGUGCUGUACUCAUAAAGGGAGAAAACUUUUAUACAACGUUCUCAGUGCUUUUCACUACUCUUUUUGUAUACUGUAGGCUCUAAGCUUUUUGCAGCACAGCAGGCACAAUAUAACAACAAGGGGUUUAUAAAUGAAAUAAACAUGACAUAUUGCUCUG